UCGAUACAUCGUUCGUUCUUCGUAAUCGGUCCGCCUGCACGUGUAAAACGCAAAACAAAAUAAGUUGAACCUAAGUUGCUGUAAACGCACAAUAAAAUGGGCAAAUUAAAUGUGACGGUGUUGCGCUACCUCACCAGAGAGGACUUUCGCGUCCUCACUGCCAUCGAGAUGGGGAUGAAGAAUCACGAGCUGGUGCCCGGACCGCUGGCCGCUGCAAUUGCUAAUCUGAAAACAGGCGGUGUCCACAAGCUGCUCAAAGAGCUCUGCAAGCACAAGUUGAUUGCCUACGAGCGUGGCAAGAAGUAUGAUGGCUAUCGGCUGACCAACACUGGUUACGAUUACCUCGCAUUGAAAUCGUUGACACUGCGAGGAUCGGUUAGCUCCUUUGGCAAUCAGAUUGGCGUUGGCAAGGAGUCCAACAUCUAUGUGGUUGCAGACGAGGAUGGGACGCCCAUUUGUCUCAAGCUGCAUCGUCUGGGACGCACCUGUUUCCGCAACAUUAAAUCGAAGCGUGACUAUCACGGUCGUCGCCACAAGGCUUCCUGGCUGUAUCUCUCGAGGAUUUCAGCAACGAGAGAAUUUGCCUACAUGUCAGCACUGUAUGAUCGGGGCUUUCCCGUGCCCAAGCCCAUCGAUUUCAAUCGGCACUGUGUGCUCAUGGAUCUGGUCAAUGGAUGGCCCAUGACACAGGUGCACGAGCUUCUUGAUGCACCGCAGGUCUACGAUGACCUCAUGAAUCUGAUCGUCCGCCUGGGCAAUUCCGGCGUUAUUCACGGAGAUUUCAAUGAGUUCAAUUUGAUGGUCACCGAUGCCGGCAAGCCCAUAUUGAUUGAUUUCCCUCAAAUGAUGUCCACCUCACACGAGAAUGCCGAAUUCUUCUUUGAUCGCGACGUAAACUGUGUGCGUGAAAUGUUCCGUCGUAAAUUUGGCUAUGAAAGCGAGGAUUAUCCCAAGUUCAGUGACUUGGUGCGCGAAGAUGAUUUGGACGCUGAGGUGCACUGCACCGGCUAUGGAUUUACCAAGGAAAUGGAAAUGGAUCUGCUGCAGGAGUAUGGCAUGAUUGAACAGGAUGAGAAUGAGGAUGGCGAGCAGCAUGAGGAUAAUCAGCUAGGUGAUGAUGAGCCGCCAGCUUUGGUGCCGGCUGCUGCUGCCGAGAUUGAUGAGUGCCGUAGGCAAUUGGAGACUGAGGUUUCCUACAGUGAAACGAAGCCCGCACAGAAAUCAGAUGAUGCCAUCCGUCGUUACAUUGAAUCCUGUACGCAAUACUUGGGCAAUCUGCACGUUGGGCCCGAAGUCACCGAUCAAGCAUUGGCGGUGGCAGUACCAGAAAUCUUAGAUGACGAGCCAAUCAAGUCUGUUCCCAACAAGAAUGCCAGCGAAGUUGUAGCACAUAAAUCAGCAGAAUCUGUUCCCUCGGUAAUAUCAGCAACUCAGGCUACAGAAGAUGCCCGUUCCAUCAGCUCCAACGACUUGGAAAAGGAUGAUAUGCCCGAGUUGGCUGGCAUAGAUCCCAAUUCGCGCAUGUAUCGUCUGAAGAUGGUUGAACAGCUGCUAAAUGAUGCACGCAGCCAGCGAUCUUAUUCCACCACAGCCAGCACGAUAGCACCCUCGGUGAUCACAGAUCGCAUUCGCCGCAACAUGGAUGUGAAAGAAAAGCGGGAGCAACGGAAGCGUUGUGUGGCCAAGGGAGAAGCGAGUGCAGUGCAUCGUCAUCGUAAGGAAAACAAGGAUGUAGUCAAAGAAUACGCCGGCUGGGAUUUCUAAAACAUUUAAGACCAGUGUAUAGAAACAAAACAUAUAUGUAAAUCUAAAUAUAUUUUAGCAUCUAAAAUCAAAA
This is a messenger RNA of Drosophila grimshawi, 1837 nucleotides long. RefSeq names its product serine/threonine-protein kinase rio2 (gene RIOK2). Gene Ontology annotation, cellular component: preribosome, small subunit precursor; nucleus; cytosol. The transcript has 4 exons. Gene Ontology annotation, biological process: protein phosphorylation; maturation of SSU-rRNA. NCBI's taxonomy places the organism in Eukaryota, Metazoa, Arthropoda, Insecta, Diptera, Drosophilidae. The record is from RefSeq and is a predicted model, not a curated record. The coding region runs from base 97 to 1764 and encodes 555 amino acids. Gene Ontology annotation, molecular function: protein serine/threonine kinase activity; ATP binding.